UUUCUGACAAAGGGCAAAAGGUCGUUUUUUUUCUUUGCGUUUUCUGUAACGAGAAACGGAAAUGGCGGGCUUUUGUUCGAUUUCAAUCCCUUUUAGCUUUUCGGGUCGAUCCCCAUCCAUCGGAUUCGCGCGGCAAUCCGAAUUCCUCGACGAAUUCUAAGAUGUUUCCAGGUUCGGUUUUGGUCCAGAUUCGAGGGAGAAUUCCCUGGAUUAGGGUCUAGGGUUCUUGAAAGGAUAUUUCCUGCAUUUUUUGGGUUUUUGGAUUCAUACGCCCCUUCCGCGGUUGUUGCAGAUCGAAUCGUAUAGGAAUUCGUCAACUGAAUCUGCGAAUUUCAAACGGAUUGGAUUUUGAUUGGUUUCGCUGCUGCUGUAGUUGUAGAAUUGUAUAAAGUAUGGGAUUUUUGUUGUAUUUCGGAAAUUUUAGGGUUUUUUUUUUGUUUGUUGCAUUUGGAUGUUGAAGCAUUGACGAUUGAGAUUUAGGUUUUGGAAGUUGGGGAACGGAUUUGAUUUCUUUUGAAAUCCGAUUCGUUGCAUAGUUUAGUAUUUUGUUGAAUUUUUGAAAAUUUUCAGAUUUUGAUUUUGUUUGGUAUUGAAGCGUUGUCCUUGGUGAACAAAAUUAGGGUUUAGAAGAGUUUUAUGGGGAGGAAGAAAUUGAAUUCGUUUUCAGUUGUUUUGAAGGACUGAGAAAAGAGAGGUUUAUUGUUUGUUUUUUAUUUUUAAAUCUGGUAUUGUUUUGAUGGAAUUGAGGUGGGUCUUUGAGAGGAGGAUAAUAAUUUUAUCAGAAUUUGGGAUUUUCAAGUGGUUGGAUUGAGAUAGGUUGUGGAGCAGAUUGCGAAUUCUCUUGUGGUGAGAGAAGGAAAUGAGUUUCACGAGGAUUUGGUUUUUUAAGUAGUUGAAUUGGGAUUGGCUAGUGAGAGGAAAUUUUAUUUAUUUAUUUAUUAUUAUUUUUUUUCGGGUUGUUUGUGAGAAAGGAAAUGGAUUUGAUGAGAAUGUGGGUUUUCUGUAGCUGUUGAUAGUUUGUUUUUUGUGGGGAUGGAUUCAGCAAGGAGUUGGUUUCAUAAGUUUCAGCCUCGAGAUAAGAUGCGGUCAGCAUCGAGGAAGAAGGAGGGAACAAGUGAUGCAAACGAAGGCGGGAAGCCGCCCAUGAGCGAGGAUGCAACUUCGAAUGUCACGAAGCAGAGGGUUGCGGCGGCGAAGCAGUAUAUAGAGAACCACUACAAAGAGCAGAUGAAGAACUUGCAGGAGCGGAAGGAGCGACGCUGUACCCUAGAGAAGAAGCUGGCUGAUGCUGAUGUGUCUGAGGAAGACCAAAAUAAUCUUAUAAAAUUCUUGGAGAAAAAGGAAACUGAAUACAUGCGCCUUCAGAGGCAUAAAAUGGGCGCGGAUGAUUUUGAACUAUUGACAAUGAUAGGGAAGGGUGCUUUUGGUGAGGUUAGGAUCUGUAGGGAGAAGACAUCUGGUCAUGUGUACGCAAUGAAAAAGCUGAAGAAGUCAGAGAUGCUUCGUAGAGGCCAGGUUGAACAUGUUAAAGCAGAGAGGAAUCUUCUUGCUGAGGUUGACAGCAAUUGCAUUGUCAAACUUUAUUGUUCUUUCCAAGAUGAAGGCUUCCUAUACCUAAUUAUGGAGUAUUUACCGGGUGGAGAUAUGAUGACUUUACUUAUGAGGAAGGAUACCUUGACAGAAGAUGAGGCCAGAUUCUAUAUUGGGGAAACAGUUCUGGCUGUCGAGUCUAUCCACAAGCACAAUUACAUUCAUAGAGAUAUCAAGCCUGACAAUUUGUUACUGGAUAGAGAUGGUCACUUGAAGCUGUCAGAUUUUGGGCUUUGUAAACCGUUGGAUUGCAGUAGCUUUCCUAAUUUAAAUGAGAAAGAUAUUGCGACUGGAAAUAACAAUAUUGAGGCUACACAAAAUGAUGGACGCCCAAAGCGAACACAACAGGAGCAACUACAACACUGGCAAAGGAACAGGCGAAUGCUGGUAAAUUUCCUAUUAUCAUCAUUAUUACCGUUUACGUUCAUCACUUACACAUUUUUCAUUCAAUUUGUACAGAUUGUAAAUUGGAGAACUCAUUUAAAAUUUCCUGAAGAAGCAAAUCUAUCUCCAGGAGCUAAAGAUCUCAUCAGCAAACUCCUAUGCAAUGUCGAAAAGAGACUUGGAGGAAAAGGCGCCAGUGAAAUAAAGGCACACCCAUGGUUUCAAGGUGUUGAAUGGGACAGACUAUAUCAUAUGGAGGCUGCAUUUAUUCCAGAGGUCAAUGAUGAGCUGGAUACUCAAAAUUUUGAGAAAUUUGAUGAGUCUGAGAACGAAACUCAAACUUCGUCGAAAACAGGCCCUUGGAGAAAGAUGCUUUCAUCAAAGGAUAUUAACUUUGUGGGUUACACUUAUAAGAACUUUGAAAUCGUCAAUGAUCAUCAAGUGCCUGGGAUGGCUGAACUGAAGAAGAAGGAUAACAAACCAAAAAGGCCAUCCGUCAUGUCUCUCUUUGUGAUCGAAAAUCAAGGCUAGCUGAGUCUGUGGUUUUGGCGUAAUAUUCUCUCCAAACAAUGUUUCCUUGGAAUAUGUGAAAUAUGAGAACAAUCUGAUUUGGUGGGCUGUAAACACUACCCAGGUGCUGGUUUUCGAAGGUUGCAACUUGCAACAUGCUUUGUGGCCAUAUGAGGGACACUUUCUUAAAACUAUGGCAAAAUUGUAAUGCUGAGUGGGUACGGAAAAUGGAUUAUUUUCAAACUCUUGGUGGCUUCGCUACUGUUUUAUAAGUGCGUGCGCGCACACACACACACGGUGAGGUCUCAAGUUCAAGCGGUUGGACAAUGAGUUACAGUUCGCCUAGUGGAUAACUUCUAAUGUAUUAAGUACAAGAAAUAUCCAACCCUUCCAAUAGUUAUGCACCACCAAGAGGAUCACCCAGCAAAAUCAGCCCAGUCUACUCAUCAGGUGGGCCACACCAUAGAAAACAAUGUUUAGCCAUCGAUAAAUGAUGAAAUUCAAGUGUGGUCCUCUUAAUGAGCGGACGUGGCUAAUUUUUUGCACAAGAUUAUCCUCAUUAUGGGGCCAUCCUUAUUGGACGGGUUGGAUGUCGUACACACAUCCGAGGUUGGGAUUUAUCUAGUUGGUGAACCAUAACUUUUAUAGUCCAACAGGUUGGACUUGAGAGCUGGUGUACAAGCAUGUGACAAUCUAGUGUAAUAUCCUACCCUAAAUUUCAGUGUAGUAGGCACAUGUGGGGGCCGCCUCCCAGUUUGUUGGCUUUGCACAUGAUUGGUUCCUGAUGGUGGUCUGCAUGUGACAGCGGCCCUAUCAAGAGGGGUGGUUUGAAUCAAAUCACUCUCUAGGAAAGUAGCCCCUUCAUUCUCUCUCAUCCUUUUUCUCUCUACG
Magnolia sinica is the source of this 3375-nucleotide messenger RNA. RefSeq lists its product as uncharacterized. NCBI's taxonomy places the organism in Eukaryota, Viridiplantae, Streptophyta, Magnoliopsida, Magnoliales, Magnoliaceae. The transcript has 10 exons. Gene Ontology annotation, molecular function: ATP binding; protein serine/threonine kinase activity. The coding region runs from base 1033 to 2505 and encodes 490 amino acids. The record is from RefSeq and is a predicted model, not a curated record. Gene Ontology annotation, biological process: intracellular signal transduction; peptidyl-serine phosphorylation.